Messenger RNA from Monascus purpureus, 633 nucleotides. Lineage: Eukaryota; Fungi; Ascomycota; Eurotiomycetes; Eurotiales; Aspergillaceae. The record is from the annotation of a GenBank genome assembly.
CACCUCGGCCCUUUUCUAUGCAUUCUGAAUAGUCUCCUUCGCUAUAUCUUUUUGACUUCUUCCUUCAUGGACCGUGUCCAUUGAACGAAGCCAUCAAAUGCCUAUCAAGAGUCUGAUCUGAGUGGCGUGCCUGUGCCCCAAUGCGGUCAUCUCUGCAAUUGCUCGCUGCCGUCUCGAAAGGCCAGCCUUCCAAGCUGCGGAAGCCUACUGUUAGCCUGGAACAGUUUAUCCAGAGACAGCGUGUUCUUGGUUUGUGGAGGGAGAUUAUGAGGGCGUUGUACAAGGUCCCUCCCUCGUCAACACGGGAUGAACUGCGUAGCUAUGCCCGUCAUGAAUUCGAGCGGAAUCGCAAUGUAACAGACCUGCAUCAUAUACGGUACCUGAUUUCGACGGGGAAGACAGAAUUUGAUACCAUGAAGAGAUAUAUCGACGAGCAGAUCGCCUCUUGACUGUGUGGACCCAUUAUGCGUGUAUAUAUCUUCCUCCCUGUGUCUGAUAUUCCCACACAUCAACCCAACCGGCAGGGUCUGAUAUAACGGAAACAAAAGAAGUAUCAAAAUUUCCAGAUCCGUGCCGUUUGUACCCGCAAACCCGGUGAUAUAUAUGUACACAAAUGAGAGAAUAAAAUGCAGC